AUGAAAUUCACUACCACUUCCGCAGCCUUGGCCUUGGCCAUCGCCACCUCAGUCGCCGCUGCUCCAGCUACCGUUGAAACCGGUUUGUCCAAGAGAGAAGCCGACCAAUUCAACCUUAUCAUUGCCGACAUGGACCACCUUACUGCCAAGAGAGACUUGAUGGCCCAAGAAGACAUCGCCAAGAGAGAAUAUGCUAUUGUUACUCAAAUUCUUGAAGCCAUCUCUAACUCUGGCUUGGCCCCAAAGAUUAUCGACGGUUUGGUUUCCGACCCAACCUUGGGCCCAAUUGUCGCCAACGCCAUCGUUGCUAUUCUUAAGUCUGGUUUGAUCAACUUGACCACCUUGCUUAAGGCUCUUGUUGACUCUGGAAUCAUCAACUCUGUCAUUCAAGGCUUGAUUUCUGACUGUAACUUCUACGCUGAAAUUUACAAGAUUGCUCUUUCUUACAUUGGUGACUUGGCUAAGCUUAUUGGAAGCAAGCUUGGUCUUUCCAAGAGAGAACUUUUGGAAGGUUCUCCAACCCUUUCCUCCGAAGAAUUUGGUCUUGAAAAGAGAGCCACUGCUUCUGCUUCUGUCUCUGCCUCCGAUGACGGAAUUGUUGCCAACUUGUUGGACUCCUUGAAGAAAUCUGGUUUAGCCACUUCAGUGGUCAAGGCUUUGAUCACUGACAAGUCCUUCUUGACCUGGGGUGCCUCUUUGAUUCAAAAGAUCAUCCAACAAAAGGCUCUUACCCUCACUCAACUUCUUGAUGCCAUCAAGGGUUCUGGUUUAGUUCCAUCUUUGUUCCAACAAUUCUUCAACUUUGACACUUUAAAGACAGUGACUGUCAACGCCUUGGCUGCUGCUUUCGGCCAAUGUGACGGUGCUUCAGUCACCAGUUCUGCUACAGUUCCUGGCACAGUUACUCCUUUGCCUACCAGUGGCGGUGGUAACACUGCUGUCCCAACCACCACUCCUACCGGCACCCCAUCCAACUGUAAGAGAAGAAGAAGAUCCUACAACUACUAG
[Candida] anglica is the source of this 1008-nucleotide messenger RNA. NCBI's taxonomy places the organism in Eukaryota, Fungi, Ascomycota, Pichiomycetes, Serinales, Debaryomycetaceae. The record is from the annotation of a GenBank genome assembly.